Molecule: messenger RNA, 2758 nt
Organism: Sceloporus undulatus (fence lizard)
Lineage: Eukaryota; Metazoa; Chordata; Lepidosauria; Squamata; Phrynosomatidae
Product: protein jagged-1b-like
Exons: 14
Coding region: 123-2231 (702 amino acids)
Biological process (GO): multicellular organism development; Notch signaling pathway; cell communication
Cellular component (GO): membrane
Molecular function (GO): calcium ion binding
Source: RefSeq, a predicted model, not a curated record
UCCUCCUCCUUCCUCCCUCAUCCUUCAUCCCUUCUUCCAGGCUCCUUGAUGCCCGGUGCCCGGGUGGCCUUGCCAGGGCUGGCAUCAGGGCACCGGGGGCAUCGCCAAGUCUGGAGCUAGCCAUGGGGAUGCCCAUCCCUGCUGCCUUCCUCGGCUGCUGCUGCUCCUUCUUCCUCCACCUCCUCCUUCUCCACCUGAGGAGCCAGGUUGCCGAAGCUGUGGGCACUUUUGAGCUGCAGAUCCGUUUCGUGCGUAAUGAGAAGGGGGUGCUGGCUGAUGGGCGAUGCUGCCGGGGAGGUCUGGAGCCACCGUGCCCCAUGGAGGAGCAAUGCCGGACUUUCUUCCGGGUCUGCCUCAAGGAGUACCAGCUGCGGGUGCUGCCGGGGGGACCGUGUGUGCUAGGUGCUGCCAACACCCCUGUCCUUGGGGGCAACGUCUUCUCCACCAGCCACAAGAAGCGUCUGGAUCAUGCCCACAGGAUGGUGGUGCCCUUUGACUUUGCCUGGCCGCGUUCGUAUUCAUUGGUUCUGGAGGCUUGGGAUGCUGCUAAUGACACGGAGGUCACCUCUCCAGGAGCAGGGCAGCUGAUGGAGCGGGUGACCCGAUCGGGCAUGCUGAACCCAGGCGAGGGUUGGCAGGACUUGUGGCACCACGGCCGCAGCACCUUGCUGGACUACCGGGUCCGAGUGCGCUGCCAGGAGCACUACUACGGCCCAGCGUGCAACCUCUUGUGUCGCCCCCGGGACGAUUUCUUUGGGCAUCACAGCUGCGACGCUGUGGGCAACAAGGUCUGUCUGGACGGCUGGACGGGAGACGAGUGUAAGCGGGCGGUGUGUCGCCAGGGGUGUCACGAAGCGCAUGGGUUUUGCGAGGAACCUGGAGAGUGCAGGUGCCAUUACGGCUGGACAGGACCCCUUUGUGACGAAUGCAUCCUAUUCCCUGGUUGUGUUCAUGGAAGCUGCACCGAACCAUGGAAGUGUGACUGCGAGACCAACUGGGGUGGCCUUCUAUGUGACAAGGAUCUGAAUUAUUGCGGUUCACACCAUCCGUGCAAAAAUGGGGGCACGUGUGCCAACAAGGAACCCAAUGAAUACGAAUGCCUCUGCCUGGAAGGUUUCAGCGGCCGGAACUGUGAGAACGCUCUCCUUCCGCUGCCCGCUGCUGAAUCGACUUGCACAGCGGAGCUUUGUGCCAACGGGGGAACGUGUCUCCGAAGCCCAUCUGGAUCACGCUGCAUCUGUCUCCCAGGAUGGAGUGGAGAGUCGUGCCAGGAUGAAGUGACCGCCUGCCUCUCACAGCCCUGCAGCCACGGAGGGACUUGCCGGGACCAUCCGGACGGUUUCAUGUGCCUCUGCCCACCGCAAUGGAUGGGGAAGACCUGUCAGAUCGAUGUGAACGAAUGUCUGAAGAACCCCUGCCUCCAUGCCAGGGGCUGUAAAAACCUCAUUGGGAGCUAUUUCUGCGAUUGUCUGGAUGGCUGGAAGGGACCAAACUGCAAUAUCCGAGAAAACGCAUGCCAGGCGCGAUGUCAGAAUGGAGGGACUUGCCAGGUGAAAGGCAGCAGACCUGGCUGCAUCUGCCGAGUGGGCUAUACCGGCGCUGAGUGCGAAACAGAAUUGAGUGUCUGUGAGGCUGCUCCCUGCCUUCAUGGAGGACAGUGCCAGGAGACAAAAAACAGGAGUUUCCUAUGCAGCUGUCCUUCAGGUUUUAGUGGUACCCAUUGCGAGGUCUUUGUGGAUCUCUGCUCCCCAAACCCAUGUCCCAAUGGGGCCAGCUGUCUAGGUGGAGAAGGCAGCUAUGUCUGCUCCUGUCCUGAAGGUACCUCCUGCCAGAAAUCCCAAGAGACCUGCCUGGAUGGUGUGUGCAAAGGAAGCAGUAGCCCACUCCUCCUGUACGUGGUGCUGCCCCUGGCUCUGCUCCUGAUCCUGGCAGUCCUCGUUUUGGCACUAAUGGCACUAAGGGCUCGCCAUAAGUCCCAGGAGACCCCAGCAGGACCUCAGGAACCCGCUGCAAACAAUAGCCUUCUGCCUGAUGCCGUUCAUCUCAUCCACAACAUUACCCACAGUGAUGCUGAGCAAGGACUGAGGGAGGAUGGCAUCGUGGUCAAGGCAGGUUUGCCCGCAGGCGGGCGCCUACCUUGCGGGCUGCCAAAGACUGACAUCUCCAACGAGGAGAGAGCCAAACUGAACCAACUUAAUAGGGCUCCGGCUUUGGCACGGCCAUUGCUUUGACCCACUGAGAGAGAACGGCAAAGCAAAAGGGACACUGAAUGGGACGUGAACUCUGUUGAGGAGUCCCUCAACGCUGGGAUAUGGGGUUGGAGAGCCCAGUGUCCCCCAAAACGUAUGCAGAUAGAGCCCCAAAGCACCUUAUUUUGAUGUUUCUAGUAUUUUUUUUUAAUGCACAAGGUAUCUCUCAACAUUGAUGGCGCCUGCUGCCAUUCUGCUCUGGAAGAGAAUAACUAGAUUUGAGGUUUCUGGUCUGCUUUCCUUUCCCUUACUCCCCUUCCCAAAAGUGGUAUUCAUCGGGGAACAGUGUUGUGAAGGACCCUGAAAUGUAGUGUACUGCCAGACCCAAGUUCAACAGGUUGGAGCAUUGAGAGGUCAGUUGGAAGGAAAUUUGUGGAAGCACUUGUCCUUUUUCUCUUCAGCCAUUUUGGCCAAGAUGGAACAUGAAAGCUAGGAAGAGAAGUCACCCUUCCAAAAGGUUGAAAGGAAGGGCAAAAUAACUGGAAGCUGAGUGUGUGGUUUGGAAGAAA